Messenger RNA from Caenorhabditis angaria, 5399 nucleotides. The record is from the annotation of a GenBank genome assembly. Lineage: Eukaryota; Metazoa; Nematoda; Chromadorea; Rhabditida; Rhabditidae.
AUGGAAUCUGAAACUACACCCGAAGGAUAUAUUGUUGAAAAAUGUGGAGAAGCUGAAGCUGAGGAGAAAAAUCCGGAGAUAUUCAGAUUUGCGAAACGAAUGCAAAUCGAGCCGAAAAUCCGGAAUUCGCCCGAGAAAAUCGAGGAAAAUCGGGGAUUUUGGAGACGGAUUUUUGAGGAGAAGAAAAUUACCAAAGUUGCGGCGCCCAUGGUUGAUCAGAGGUAUUUUUAACGUGUAGUAAUCCGCGUGGCCGCUGCGCGGAAGAUUGUGCCGCUUACGCGGAAGCUUGCGGUCUAUACUCGCUUCGCUCGAGCAAAAAAAAUUGAUUUUUUUCAAAAAUAAUCUACAUUGCUCAGAUUAUAGUAUUUUUUCAAAAAAUCCAAAAAAUUCGGAAGUUUUUCAACUGAAAAAAAUGAAUUUUUCAAAAUUUCUUGAAAAUUGAAAAUUUUGGAUUUUUCUGACCCUAAAUCUGCUAAAAAAAUUUGAUUUUUUUUCAAAAAUAAUCUAGAUUGCUCAGAUUAUAGUACUUUUUUCAAAAAAAUCAAAAAUUUCGGCAAAAUUCUGAAUUUUUGAAUUUUUCCCGAAUCAAAGCUGUUCAGAUUAGAAAAUCGAACAAAAGCAAAAUUUAAAGAGAAUUUUUUGAAACAGUGAAAAUUUGGAAAGAUUCCUGAAAUGAAUUCUUUAAGUCUGCAAUUCUAGAUUGCUCAGAUUAUCAAAUUUCAAGUUUAACAUGAGCAAUGCUCAAAAAUCUCAAAUUUGCGCUCAAAACGCUCCAAAUUUCUAGUUUAACAUGAGCAAUGCUCAAAAACCUCAAAUUCCGUCUCAAAAAGCUCCAAAUUUCAAGUUUAACAUGAGCAAUGCUCAAAAAUUGCAAAUUUCGUCGCUCAAAAAGCAAAAUUUGAAGACAAAUUUUUGAUUUUUUAGAAUUUCUGUUAAUUCUCCUUGCCACGUCAUAACUCAUGUUCAAUUUUUUUGCAGCGAGCUCGCAUUUCGAGUUUUGGUUCGAAAAUACGGUGCACAACUCACCUACACUCCUAUGAUUCAUGCUCAUUUAUUUGUGACUGAUGGAACUUAUCGCAGAAAUUCGAUGGCACUGAUUGAGAAAGAUCGACCGAUUAUUGUUCAGGUGGGAGAUUUUUGAGCAUUGCUCAUGUUAAUCUUGAAAUUUGGAGCUUUUUGAACUCAAAUUUGGAAUUUUUAGGGUUUUUUAAGCAUUGCUCAUGUUAAACUUGAAAUUUGGAGCGUUUUGAGACGGAAUUUGAGAUUUUUGAGCAUUGCUCAUGUUAAACUUGAAAUUUGGAGCUUUUUGAGACGGAAUUUGAGAUUUUUGAGCAUUGCUCAUGUUAAACUUGAAAUUUGGAGCUUUUUGAGACGGAAUUUGAGAUUUUUGAGCAUUGCUCAUGUUAAACUUGAAAUUUGGAGCUUUUUGAACCGAAAUUUGGAAUUUUUUGGGAUUUUUGAGCUUCAAAAAUUCGAAUUUUUCAAAACCCGAAAAAAUACGUUUCAAAAUUUUGAUAUAAUUUCAAUUAUCAAAUAUUUUUUUCAAUGCGGCCAAUUCUGGUGUUGUUGAAUUAAAAAUUCGAAAAAAUACAUUGUUUUCAGAGAAAAAACGGAAAAAUUGCAAAACUUCAAAAUUUUCAGAGAAAAAAAGUGUGCCAGGUUUGCAAAAUUCAAAUUUUAUUUCGAAUUUUUUGAAAUUUGAAGCCACGCCCCCCAGAUUUCUUCCCGAAAAAAAUUAAAUUAAAUUUUUGCAAGCCUGGCACACUUUUUUAAAUGAGAAAUCUGAUUUUUAUUGAAUUUUUGAAGGUCAAAAACGAAAAAACGUGGAAAAAAAAGUGUGCGAGGCUUGCAAAAUUCAAAUUUUCAGAGAAAAAACUGUGCGAGGCUUGCAAAACCAAGAAAAUUUAUUGAUUUUUUGCAUUUUUAUAAGGGAACAAUAAAAAAGAUUUUUAAAAAUCAAGAAAUUAUAAAAUUUUUCAAAUUUUUUGCAUUUUGUUCAAAUGUAUUCAGAAAAAUCGAAAAACUCUGAAAAUUCGAUUCAGAAAUUAAUUUUUCUGUAAUUUUUUGAUCUAAAAUAAUCAAAUUUUGGGGAAUUUAUCAAAAAAUCCUGAAAUUUUUGUUUGAAAAUCGAUUCAAAACCAAAAUUCUCGAAAAUUUGGAUGAAAAAGUUGAAAUUAUCGAUUUUUGGAUCGAAAUUCGUGGAAAAGAGACGGAAUUUGAGAUUUUUGAGCAUUGCUCAUGUUAAUCUUGAAAUUUCGAGCGAAGCGAGUGUAGACCGCAAGCUUCCGCGUCAGCGGCACUAUCUUCCGCGCAGCGGCCACGCGGAUUACUAUGACUUCGAAAAAUCGUAAUCCACGUGACCGCUACGCGGAAGCUUGCGGUCCAGACUUUUAUUUUAUUCGAGCGAAGCGAGUGUAGACCGCAAGCUUCCGCGUCAGCGGCACUAUCUUCCGCGCAGCGGCUAAGUUACCCUAACUUCUUCGGUUAAUUGAGGAAGUUGUGGUAACUUAGCCGCUGCGCGGAAGAUAGUGCCGCUGACGCGGAAGCUUGCGGUCUACACUCGCUCCGCUCGAACAGGAAUUUGAGAUUUUUGAGCAUUGCUCAUGUUAAACUUCCAGUUUUGCGCCAACAAAGUCGACACAUUCCUCUCCGCCUGUCGUCUAGUCGAAGGACAUUGUGAUGGAGUUGAUCUAAAUCUGGGAUGCCCCCAAAUGGUCGCAAAACGUGGCAGAUACGGUUCGUGGCUUCAAGACGAGAUUGAGCUGAUUUGCGAUAUGGUUGAAGCGGUCAGAGAUUUUUGCCAGCUGCCAAUUUCGUGCAAGAUUCGAGUUCGUGAAAGUCGCGAGGAGACUGUGAAAUAUGCGAAGAGAUUGGUCGAGGCUGGAGCUAGCAUGUGAGGCGAUUUUUUGUUUUUGAAAAUCCGCAAGCUUCCGCGUAAGCGGCACUAUCUUCCGCGCAGCGGCCAUGCGGAUUACUACACGUUAUAGUAAUCCGCGUGGCCGCUGCGCGGAAGAUAGUGCCGCUUACGCGGAAGCUUGCGGUCUACACUCGCUCCGCUCGAACAAAAUAUUAUAUUUUGAAACGUAAAAAAUCCACGUGGAAUUUUUUGUCAAAUCGAAAAUUUGUGCCAAAAAAUCCGGAAUUUUGAAAACCUCUCCACAAAUAUGUAAUCCACGUGGCAAAAUUUUGAAAAAUAAUUUUUUUUUUUGAAUUUUGAAAGUUUCGCGCUGAAAAAAUCCUAAUUUUAACUACCAGAAAUGCAUUAAAAAAAUUAAUUUCAGACGUGAAUUUUUAUGAAAUUCAUUUUCAGAAAAAUUAAAAUUUGAGAAUUUUUAAUCGAAUUUUUAUUCUAAAAAUUCUCAAAUUCCAAUUUUUCUGAAAAUGAAUUUCAUAAAAAUUCACGUCUUAAAUUGAUUUUUUUUUAAUUUUCAAAAACUGAAUUUCUGGUAGUUAAAAUUAGGAUUUUUCAGCGCGAAAUUUUCAAAAUUAAAAAAAUUUGGAUUUUGUUCGAGCGAAGCGAGUGUAAACCGCAAGCUUCCGCGUAAGCGGCACUAUCUUCCGCGCAGCGGCCACGCGGAUUACUAUAACUUCGAAAAAAAUCGUACUGGCAUUAAUUAAAAAUUCAAAAAAUUUGGAUUUUUAGCCCUAAAAUUUCAAAAAUUGAAAAAUUCUGGAUUUUUUCCAGCGAAUCUCAAAAUUCAAAAAAAAAAAAAAAAAUUUCUUGAACAAAAUUUUGCCACGUGGAUUAUUCAAUUCAUUUUCAGAAAAAUUAAAAUCUUAAAAUUUCGAAUUUCAGACGUGAACUUCUGAUAUUGACUAAAAAUUUAUUAAAAAAAUAAUAAUUUUUAUAAUAUUUCAGGCCUACAGUUCAUGGCAAAAUUUUUCAAAAACAAUUUUGUUCAAAAAAAAAUAUUUUUUAAUUUUCAAAUUUUUGGCCCCCAAAAGUCCACGUGGCAAAAUUUUUAAAAUUGUAUAAAUUUAAUUUCAGACGUGAACUUCUGAUUUUGUCUGAUCUGAAAUCACGUCUAAAAUAUUCACUUUGAAAUCAUUCCAGGCUCACAGUGCACGGCAGAUUUCGCGAAAUGAAAGGCGCUAAAACGGGUCUCGCUGAUUGGACUCGAAUUCGAGAUGUUGUCGACGCAAUUCAAAAACCCUAUGGUAUUCCGAUCGUCGCCAAUGGAAACAUCCAAUUUCCAGGCGAUGUUGAGAGAUGUAUCGAAUCAACUGGCGCAAUCGCAGUCAUGUCAGCCGAAGGACUACUGUACAACCCUUUAAUCUUUCGUGACGCGGGGCCAUGCCACGUGGAAACAUGGAAAAUUGCCAAGGAAUAUUUGGAACUCGCCAAAAUGUAUUCUGCUGGAGCAAGUGCGAUGAGAGCACAUGUAUUUCGGAUAUGUCAUCAUAGUCUGUUGGAAUAUGAGGAUUUGAGAAUGCGAGUCUCGUUGGAGCAUAGAUGCGAGGAUUUUCAGAAGAUUGUGGAGGAAUUGGGAAGAAGGUGUGAGAUAGAGAGAGAGAGUGUGGAGGGAGCAGAGAGGCAGAGAAAGGCGAUGGAGUUGUUUGAGGGAAUACGGUGGGUGAUUUUGGGUUGGUUUUUUUCCGCAAGCUUCCGCGUAGGCGGAAGCUUGCGGAAAAACCAAACAAUUUUUACUAUAUAGUAAUCCGCAUGGCCGCUGCGCGGAAGCUUGCAGUCUACACUCGCUUCGCUCGAACAAAAUAAUAGAACGCAAGCUUCCGCGUGGCGGCCACGUGGAUCACUAUAACGUGUAGUAAUCCGCGUGGCCGCUGCGCGGAAGAUAGUGCCGCUGACGCGGAAGCUUGCGGUCUACACUCGCUUCGCUCGAAAUUUCAAGUUUAACAUGAGCAAUGCUCAAAAAUCUCAAAUUCCGUCUCAAAAAGCUCCAAAUUUCAAGUUUAACAUGAGCAAUGCUCAAAAAUCUCAAAUUUCGGCUCAAAAAGCUCCAAAUUUCAAGUUUAACAUGAGCAAUGCUAAAAAAUCUCAAAUUUCGGCUCAAAAAGCUCCAAAUUUCAAGUUUAACAUGAGCAAUGCUCAAAAAUCUCAAAUUCCGUCUCAAAAAGCUCCAAAUUUCAAGUUUAACAUGAGCAAUGCUCAAAAAUCUCAAAUUUCGUCUCAAAAUGCUCCAAAUUUCAAUUUUUAACAUGAGCAAUGCUCAAAAAUCUCAAAUUUCGGUUCAAAAAGCUCCAAAUUUCAAUUUUUAACAUGAGCAAUGCUCAAAAAUCUCAAAUUUCGUCUCAAAAUGCUCCAAAUUUCAAUUUUUAACAUGAGCAAUGCUCAAAAAUCUCAAAUUUCGGUUCAAAAAGCUCCAAAUUUCAAUUUUUAAGAUGAGCAAUGCUCAAAAAUCUCAAAUUUCGUCUCAAAAUGCUCCAAAUUUCAAGUUUAA